ACAAAUGCUUGGCUUUUCCUUCUCUUUCACUUUAGUUGAUCUACUCAUAUCCAUCAUUCCCUCUAGCCUCAAGAAAAAAAUCUCCAUCUCCUAGAUACAAACACUCACUUGGAUCUAAUAAUCUUCAAGGAGCUUCUCAGAUUCAGCUCUUAUGGAUCAUUUGUUACAACACCAGGACAUGUUCGGCAAUUACAACAAAGCACGAGAUGCCAUGGGAGUAUCAAGUUCACCAAACCCAACCGAAGUAGAUCACAAUCAGAAAAAACCCUCUCUGGCGACUGGGGCGGCGAAGCCACAGCCACCGGAUCUAGCCCUGAGAUGUCCACGUUGCGACUCAACGAACACAAAGUUUUGCUACUACAACAACUACAGCCUCUCUCAGCCUCGCUACUUCUGCAAAUCAUGCCGGAGAUAUUGGACCAAAGGCGGGACACUAAGGAACAUUCCCGUCGGAGGCGGCUGCCGAAAAAACAAACGGUCCACAUCUUCGGCGACAAGAAGCCUCAGAACCACUCCAGAACCAGCGUUCUCGGCGGCGAGUUUCGGUGGGUUUGGUAACAAUGAACACACUGAUCUCCGCUUAGCCUUUGCCCUGCUGAACAAGCAACCUCAGGGGAGUUCUUCGCAUAUAGGGUUUCCUUCAGCAUUCGGUAACUCUAACUCUCAUCAGUCUGACAUGGAGAGUGUGUUUGGAACAAGCCAGAAAAAUGAGAACGCUGGUUAUGCGUUUGGAAACGGCAGCAGCGGUUUGGAUAUGGCCAUGAGUGAUCCAAACAAGGUCUUAUGGGGGUUUCCAUGGCAGAUGAAUGCAGAGGGCUUUGGGAUGAUGAACAUGGGAGGAGGAGGUGGUCACGUAGAUCAAGUUGAUUCAGGAAGAGAGCUUUGGACCAACAUGAACUAUAUUAGCUCUGGUGCUUUAAUGUAGUUCAGAUUAAAACCUCAAUUUUAUUUGGUGUUUAAUUUAGGGUUUGGAGUUCAUAUUUAAUGGGAAGGAAAGAUGGGGGAUAGCUAUUUUAAAUGAUUAAGGAAGUAUUACAUAUAUUAGGGCUUUUAAAAGAGUUUCAAACUUGCAAUAUGG
Brassica oleracea var. oleracea is the source of this 1078-nucleotide messenger RNA. Its product is annotated as dof zinc finger protein DOF5.3. Bases 152 to 925 code for a protein of 257 amino acids. Lineage: Eukaryota; Viridiplantae; Streptophyta; Magnoliopsida; Brassicales; Brassicaceae. The transcript has 2 exons. The record is from RefSeq and is a predicted model, not a curated record. Gene Ontology annotation, molecular function: DNA-binding transcription factor activity; DNA binding. Gene Ontology annotation, biological process: regulation of DNA-templated transcription.